AUGAGCACAGCGGGUCCUAGCGGGCUAGGAAAACGACUUUUGAGCCAAGGACUGCCCCCACAAAGGGCUACAGUCCAGAAAUAUGUGCUAGACCCUGUGAAGCUAAUCGCGAUCCCGAUUACCAACAAGAGGAUAUUCCUAUACCACAAGCACUCUUCUGAGAUCUUGAACAUGAACUCGCGGAUUGUGCGAUACGAAACUAGGAUCACAGAGAAGGCACGGAAGAUAUGGAGCAAGCUCGAAAAGUCGCCACGCGAGAUCAACCAAAAGUUGGUCCGAAUGGUGAAUUCGCAGCUGGAUAAGACCCCGUGGACAGAAGACUCGCUCAACACAGUCCCUUCCGAGGGCUAUAUCCUGAAGACGGUUAUGGAAAACCAGGAGUCUCGAAACCUCACCUACCAAGAGUGGUUCAAGAACGUCGACAAGCUCGAUGUGAGACCUGUAUGCAUGUACUACCCCCAGAGCGUGAUGUCGGAGCGCGCUGUGCGUGAGCAGCUGAAGUCGCUGUGGGAUCACGGCUUGAACUACCACAAGAAGCAGAUGUGGCUAAGCAUCCUAGGCCUCCCGCUCACGCUGCCAGUGGUCCUGGUUCCAGUCGUGCCCAAUGUCCCGGGAUUCUACCUUCUGUACCGGGCGUACCGUAAUUUCAAGGCGUUCUGCGGUGCUAAACACUUGAAGUCACUGGUGGAGAACAAGAGCCAUAAGUUGGUAUUUACAGAUCUGCCGCAGUUUUCGGACAUCUUACGGAGCGAAACUGAGAUUCCAGAGGAGCAUCUUGUACUGAACGAAAAGAACCUGGAGCGAGUUCUAGAUAUGUUGCAGAUUCAUGAGCUACGCGCUCCGCUGGAGAAGGCAGUGCUCCAGGAGCGCAAGCGGCUUGACGGACAUAGAAAAUGA
Molecule: messenger RNA, 897 nt
Organism: Lachancea thermotolerans CBS 6340
Lineage: Eukaryota; Fungi; Ascomycota; Saccharomycetes; Saccharomycetales; Saccharomycetaceae
Gene: MRX19
Product: Mrx19p
Exons: 1
Coding region: 1-897 (298 amino acids)
Biological process (GO): proton transmembrane transport; potassium ion transport
Cellular component (GO): mitochondrial inner membrane
Source: RefSeq, a predicted model, not a curated record